Molecule: messenger RNA, 1678 nt
Organism: Anarrhichthys ocellatus (wolf-eel)
Lineage: Eukaryota; Metazoa; Chordata; Actinopteri; Perciformes; Anarhichadidae
Product: galectin-3
Exons: 6
Coding region: 82-1221 (379 amino acids)
Biological process (GO): positive chemotaxis; eosinophil chemotaxis; negative regulation of endocytosis
Cellular component (GO): immunological synapse; cytoplasm; nucleus
Molecular function (GO): laminin binding; disaccharide binding; IgE binding
Source: RefSeq, a predicted model, not a curated record
AUUCACCUCAACUACGCCACGGCCUGCAGCCUGCAGCCUGCUCCUGUGUGCACCUGAGGACCAAAGACGAGAAAAGGCAGCAUGGAUGUAAGUACCUCAUCAAAUUCUCAGAUCUCUGCACCGCACGCUGACGCUCUGUGUGGCAGCUGCCCGUCCUCUGGUUCUGCCCCACAGGCUAACAGCAUUUGGCCGAGCCUGCCGCAGUCUGGAGCAGCAUGGCCGGGACAGCCCACCCAGCCUGCACCGUGCUGGACCGGCCAGCCAAACACACCCUGCUGGACUGGGACACAACCAGCUCCGGUCCCUGUCAGUGCUCCAAUUUCGUUUCCGGCUCAAAAUCUAACGCCAGCCCCCGCACCUGCCACAACCGUAGUCCAAGCUCCAGCUCAAGUUGCAGCACCGGCUCCGGUGCAGCCCUGCUGGCCAGGCACCCAGUGCCAGCCUCCCCAGUACCAGUCUCCCCAGUACCAGCCUCCUCAGUACCAGCCAACCCAGUACCAGCCUCCUCAGUACCAGCCUCCUCAGUACCAGCCAACCCAGUACCAGCCUCCUCAGUACCAGCCUCCUCAGUACCAGCCUCCCCAGCCACCAGCUCCAAUUCAAGUACAAGUUCCUGCUCAAGUUCCAGCUCCAACUCCGACUCCAGUCCCAGUCCCGGCACCUGCUCCUUCUACCGGCAUCCGCCCAAAUGUGUGGCCUGCCCACCCUAGCUGGCCUUAUAACCCGGGACAGUCAGGUUGGCCUGGACAGAACCCAGCUAUCAUGCCUCCACACUGGCUUCCACCCACAUCUGGACCUCUUAGUGUGCCAUACAACUUGAACCUGGCCCGAGGGGUCUACGACAAGAUGAUGAUGACCAUCCUGGGCCAUGUCAAACCCAACGCUAAAAUGUUCACAGUGAACUUCCUGAGAGGCAGCGACAUUGCCUUUCACAUCAACCCCCGCUUCAGUGAGGGGGGCAAGCAGGUGCUGGUCCGUAACCACAAAGUGGGCGAGCACUGGGGCCCAGAGGAGAGGGACCUGAAGGGGCCCUUCCCCUUCGCUCUUGGGAGCCCAUUUGAGAUGAAGAUCCUGUGCACUCAGGAGACGUUCAGGGUGGCAGUGAACAACUUCCCGCUGUUUGAGUUCCGACACCGAGUCAGAGAGCUCAACCAGAUCGACAGAAUCAACAUCCUGCAUGACGUCGUCCUCACCUGCGUCAAUGUGGAGACACUUCCAUAGGAAGCCAAUAUUAAUCACACAGAGACACAGACGUGUAUGAGUGUUGUAAAUGCAUAUGAGCAGGACUGCAUGCAAAGACACAUGAAGACAGACACAAUCACACACAUAUACAUCUGUAGGCUGCAGGAACUAAACUUUCCAGUUCAUCAUGAUGCUAAUAGAUCGAACAAAUGUGUCAAUAUGCCAUGUAAUAAUAAUUAUGACAUGAGCUGAGCUCAUUCAUCGAUAUGCUAAUUACGCUACCACAUAGCUAAACAUUUAAUACACACGAAGCUUCCUUCUUCACCAUGUGGAUGCUACCGCUGCUGUGAACAAUAUCUUCUAUAUUAUUAAAUUGCUACUAACUGAGAAUUAAACGUGCUAAUUUUGCCACACAAAAUACAAAACAAUGAGGUCUGUUAGUCCUCUGAGGUUCUGUUAACUGCAGUUAUUCUUAAAUAAAUAAAGUUAUCACAUA